Messenger RNA from Rotaria sp. Silwood2, 897 nucleotides. NCBI's taxonomy places the organism in Eukaryota, Metazoa, Rotifera, Eurotatoria, Philodinida, Philodinidae. The record is from the annotation of a GenBank genome assembly.
AUGGUAUUACACUGUCACAAUCACUAUAACUGUAUUAUAACACAAAAAACACGUAUUAAAUGUCCACCUUGUCGUUUGAAGAAAUGUUUUGCAGUUGGUAUGAAUCCAAACUUAAUUCGGUCUGCUUAUCAACAUGAAAUUGUUUUUAACAAUGAUCAUCAAUUAUCAAGCAGAGAUAAAAAUAAAAAAUCAUUAUCAACAUCUAAAUUACUAAAUUUUUCUGAAAAUAAUGGUUCAAAUUUGACAUGUAAACAAUGGACAAUCUUUGCAAAUUUAAUUCAUCAAUAUAAUCAAAUAAAUCCAAUCUUUAAUGGAAAAUCUAUAUUUAAUAAACAAUCAUCGUUACCACCUAAAUUACGUUUUAAAUCAACAAAUGUCUUAAAUAUGAUCAAUUCAUCUGUUCAAAAUAGUCAAUCGAAUACUCAACAUUCAUUUCAAUUACAACAAUUCUUCAUGGAUAUUUGUCAAGCAAAAAUUAAGCAUAAUUUCUCAAGUGUUGAUAAUGUACACGGCUUUUUCACUAAUCAUGAAACAAAUUUAUAUAGUGAUUCAAUUUUGUUUACUACUAGCAAUGAAUUGUACGGAUCUACUUAUGUUACUGAGAUUAUGUCAAUAUGUAAAGAAUUGGAAGCAAAUUUAUCAUUUGUUGAACUUAUGACAUUUGUUUUAAAUUUUUCAAAUAAUUUUUCAAUUGUUACUUUUGAUGAGAAGAAAAAUAUCGAAACAAUGUCAAAUUCACUUGAUUUCAUUCAAAGUCAACAUAUACAUGUCACUAUAUUGUGGAAAUAUUUUAUUAAUCAAUAUGGUUUUACUGAAGCUGUUCGACGAUUUAAUAGUCUAAUCAAAAGUAUAUUAAUUAUUUUCCAUCGUAUCAAUGAAAAAUCGUUGUCAAAAUAA